Molecule: messenger RNA, 3726 nt
Organism: Symbiodinium sp. CCMP2592
Lineage: Eukaryota; Dinophyceae; Suessiales; Symbiodiniaceae
Source: the annotation of a GenBank genome assembly
AUGGGCCCCAAUGCGGACCCCUACAGCCAGAGCUUCCCGGGCAUGCAAGAGCUGAAGCUUACAGGAAAGGGUAAUUUCGACCCUCUGCCCUUCCUUAGCGAUGAUCUGGCUUUGCCAUUCCUUGAGCCUGACUGCAUAUGCCACGGUGCGUCAGCUCCACCUGGCGAGUACCCUGAUGUCGCCAGAGAGGACUACUCUUCCUCUGUUGAUCUUGCCUGGUUGUGGGAUAGGCAGGACCUCUUGCGGCUCCAUGCGGGCCCCGCUCCUGUUGGUGAUGAAAAGGAGUUUGUUCGUGUCUUCAACUGCUUCAAGUCCCCGGGCGUUGCCCGGAUGAUCGGUGACCGAAGAGGCCGGAACUACAGUGAGCUGCCCCUUCGGGGCCCUUCUUCAGGGCUGCCAACAGGAGUGCACCUGCUAGGGCUUAUUGCAAAGCCCUCGCAGUACCUUGCAGUCAGUGUGACGGAUCGCAAGGAUUUUUAUACUCAACUUAGAGUUGGGGCCCGGAAAGCUAUGAAGAACUGCCUCUACCCUCCCCUUCGCACUGCAGACCUGGUGGGUACACAGGCCCUGUGCAAGUUGCUUCGGGAAGGACCAAAUCGGGUAAGGGCCAGGGACUGUGAUCGCCGGUCUCUCCUGGUGCCACCUGUUGAUGCUGAAGGCCCGCGGGUCUUUGCCCUUUUUGAGGCAAUCUUCCAGGGUGAUCACUCACGUGUUGAGGUCGCCACGUGCAAGUGUCUCGACUCGGCUCGGUCAGCCUAUGCAGAGUCAGGCCUGCUGGGGUCUACGGAGAAGGACCUGCAGGAGGUUUGUCUUGGGAAGGUCGGCGGAGCUGAACUCGAUUCUUCUCCUUGGCGCGAUCGCUCGGCCUUAUCCUUGCUGGGGCGCCGCGGGCCAAAAAGGCUUUCACUUGCUGCUGUGUCUCUCGUGCUCGCCGCCUCGCCGUGCACAACCGACUGCCUCCACCUGUGCCUGAUGGGGGGCUGGACUUCUAUCCUCCUUUACCGUCGGCCGCUCAUGGCUGUUUUGGUUAAAGGGGCUGAGGUUAGGUCAGGGUCGCCUAAUGUCAUUCCGCUCCCACGCUCCGUCGCUGAUGAACUGGUCGUCGUCAGUGCUCUUGCCCCGUUGGCUGUCAGUGAUCUCUCGGCCCAGCUCCUCCCCGAAGUGUUUGCCACGGACUCCUCUGAGGAUGCCGCUGCCUCUGUCCAGGCUCCUUGUGAUCCUGACGUGCUCCGUGCUUUGUGGCUGUCUGCUGACCGGAGGGGAGGGUACUCAAGGAUGCUCUCGAAGGCCGAGGCCCUUCUUAAGAGCCAUGAUCCUGACUUUGAGGAGCUCGGGGACCGUUUCGGAAACGAGGCUUCUGGGCUUGCUGUCAGGUCCCAUGCUGAGCGCCCUCGCUCCCUCCGCUUCCAUUGCUUGGAGGUUGGCGUUCGUGUCGGUGCCAUUUCUGAUGAUCUCAGGUCCCUUGGCUGGGUUCCGGGCCCGGCUUUGGGCUUUGAAGCUUCGCCUGAGUACGACUUGAAGUCUUGCCACCUUGUCGGUUGGAUUUCGCACCUUUUGGAACGUGGCCUCCUUGACUCCCUCGUUAUCAGGCCUCCUGUUUCCGAUUUUUCUGUGCAUCGGCGGCCUGCCACCCGGACCUUUGCGCGUCCUCAAGGAAGAGAGCGGGAGGGUGAGAGGGCCCUUGACCACCGGCGGGCCGAGUCCUCUCUUUUCCUUUUCCGUCACGCUGUGUUGGUCGGUGUCCCGGCCGUCCUUCUUCAGCCGGGCUCUUCAGUCAUGCCGCGGCUGCCUGCCUGGCGGACUACUAUGAGUCGUGACGGUGUUGUCCAGCAGGUUUGGGGCAAAAGGCAUUGGGUUGCCCUCCUUUGCAACCUUGCUUUGAGCGAUGGCCCUAACAGCUUUGAUCCUGAGUGCCCCGAGCAGGCCGCCUACUCCCAUCUCGCGCGUUGCCUUGACUCCUCUCUCCGGAAGCGCUUUGCUGCCCUUGCCUGUUCUGACCUCUGCGUUGAAGGCUUGGAGACCCCUCUCGCAAAUCACAUUGCCCUGUCGAGCAAAUGGAGUGUUCGUGAUGUUUGGGCUUGGCCUCGGCCCGUUCACAUCAACAUACUGGAGUCAAGUACAGUGUACCGGCUACUGCGGAGCAUUGCGCUUGAGACAAUUUCGGCACGCAUUGUGUCCCUGCUGGAUUCGAAUGUUUCGCGAUGCGCCCUGUCAAAGGGCAGGUCCUCUGCAAAGGGGCUCUUCCAGGUUCUGUGGCGCACCGCUGCCCUUGAGGUUGGAUUUGGGCUCUACCCGGCAUAUCCCUUCUGCCCUACCAGGUGGAUGCCUGCUGAUGGGCCCUCUCGUGACGGCUCGCCUCCCCUUGCUGUUCCUGGCCUGGACUGUGCAUGGACUUCUGGUGAGCGUCUCAUAGACUUACAACGUCUGCCUCGCCUGAGGCGUUGGGCUUCGAACUGGGUGAGGCUCGUCCUCCGCCUCUCCUCUCCUGCGUCGCCCGUCUUACGCCAUGAUCGCCGGUUUGCCUCCUUCGCUGCUCGUACCUUCUUUGGGAGCGGCAUGGAUUUUGAUGCUACCCUUGGAUACCCUGGUGAAGGCCCUGCCCUCUUUUCUUUCAGGGUUUUUAGGGUUUGGGUUUUCAUCUCCUUCAUCCUUCUCAGCCAUGGUAUGCUGCAGCCUCGGAACUUAGCUGACAGACUGCGGAAAACUGCUAGGCAGGACCUACCGCUGCCGUUGGGAAGGCCAGUUGAGAAGCAUACUCAGCGUGUGCGAGACCGGCUAUGGGACGAGUUUGCUGCCUGGCUCCGGGGCAAUGGCUUGGACCUUGAAGCGGUUUUUGGAGAAGGUGCCAUCGACAUUGAUUUCGUCAACAUUGUGCUGGGAAAAUACGGGAGGGAACUUUACCAAGCAGGCCGCCCGUACAGCCAUUGCAGCGAAACUAUAAAUGCGGCCUCCUCCCUGCAUCCAAAAAUUAGACGAUUGCUUCAGCCGGCCUGGGACGUCGCUUUUUCUUGGAUGCGGAACGAAACUCAUCACCAUCAUGUUGCAAUGCCCUGGCAGGUCCUUUUGGCUAUGAUUUCUAUUGCUUUAUAUUGGGGAUGGCCCCUCUUUGCAGGCUGUAUGGCCCUCACAUGGGGCGGGCUUGCUAGAGCGGGAGAGGUUUUCCAGGCUUAUCGCCAUUGCCUCUUCCUUCCGUCGGAUGUACGGCUCACUACGCAAUGGGUCAUCUUGGCGAUUCCUGAACCAAAGACACGGUAUAAAGCUGCUAGGCAUCAGAGUCUGAAGGUUGACCAUCCGGACCUCAUCGAGGUCAUCGAGUUUGCUUUUUCUGGGCUGUCUCCGGGGCAGAAGCUUUGGCCCAUGUCAGACCAGAGUUUUCGCAACAGGUUUCAGCGCAUCCUUGCUGCGCUCCACCUGCAGUCGCUGCCGAGGCCUUUUACCAAGACUUUGGAUUUGGGCAGCAUGCGUGCUGGUGGCGCGACGUGGCUCAUGAUGGUUUCGGAGGACAGCGAAUUAGUUAGGAGGAGAGGUAGAUGGCUCACCUCCAAGAUCAUGGAAAUCUACAUUCAGGAAGUCAGUGCUCUUCAAUUCCUGCCUGCACUACCCAAAGCAGACCGGGACUAUCUGCUAGACUGGGCUGGGAUGUAUUCUUACAUCUUUGCGAGAGUCAGGUCCUUGAAAGGCACUCCUCCUCACAUGUGGCAAAUUUUCCUUGGCCGUGGUGCUUGA